This is a messenger RNA of Lolium rigidum, 1017 nucleotides long. RefSeq names its product WAT1-related protein At5g64700-like. Bases 1 to 1017 code for a protein of 338 amino acids. Lineage: Eukaryota; Viridiplantae; Streptophyta; Magnoliopsida; Poales; Poaceae. The transcript has 7 exons. Gene Ontology annotation, molecular function: transmembrane transporter activity. Gene Ontology annotation, cellular component: plasma membrane. The record is from RefSeq and is a predicted model, not a curated record.
AUGGACAUCGACGCCGACAAGCAGCCUGUGACGAAGUCGGGGUGGAGGACGCCGGCGUCAAUGGUGCUGGUGCAGCUGUUCAAUACGGGAAUGAUUUUACUGUCCAAGGUGUCCAUCGGCGAUGGCAUGUUCAUCUUCGCGCUCCUCGCCUACCGCAGCCUCUUCGGCGCCGCAUUCAUCCUCCCCUUGGCGCUCCUCUUCGAGAGGGGGAAAUGGAGGGAGAUGGGUUGGUGCGCCAUGGGAUGGAUCUUCUUCAAUGGAUUCAUCGGGUACGUGGUGCCAAUGAGCCUAUACUUCUACGGCCUGCGUGAUACAACGUCAUCUUAUGCCGUCAUUUUCCUGAACAUGAUUCCUCUUUUCAGCUUCGCCCUCUCGCUCAUCUUCAGAUUGGAGACGUUCAGAAUCUUGAGCAUAGCUGGAUCACUAAAGAUUGUAGGCGUUCUGCUCUCUGUUGGAGGCACGAUGCUCAUCAGCCUUUACAAGGGCAAGACGCUGCAUCUCUGGAAUCCCAUCCUGGAGCACCACCACAAGGAACAGCAGACGGCUGAGGUUGCAAGCAAUCAGCUAAGAGGGACAAUAUUAUUGCUAGGCGGCAGCUUCACAUUUGCUUGCUGGUACCUGAUUCAGUCAAGGGUUCUCAAGGUGUAUCCAUACAAGUAUUGGUCCUCCAUGGCGACAUGCUUGUUUGGAGGAUUUCAGACAACAAUAAUUGGAAUAAUAUUAAGAAGGGACAAGAAUGCAUGGAAGCUAGGAUGGGAUCUUAACCUUGUCACAAUCUUGUACUCGGGGGCACUUGCAACGGCAGCGAGAUACUGUCUUAACUCAUGGGUAGUGGCUAGGCGAGGCCCAUCAUAUCCUCCGAUGUUCAACCCAUUAUCUGUGGUAUUCACGAUUGUGUUGGCCUCCAUCUUCAUAGGUGACGAUAUUACAGUAGGAAGCCUGCUCGGCACAGUGACGGUAAUUGUUGGCCUCUACACUUUCCUAUGGGCAAAAUCAAAAGAUGUACCGGAAAAAUAA